UCUAAUACAUUCUUUCUUUUUCUUAGAUUCACGCACCCUCUGAGGACCAAUGUACCCAAAAGCUCAUGGAAGAAAAAAGUCAAAUCAGGACAUCCUUGGUUUCCAGGCUACCAAAAUAUGGAACGAAAACUUUAGGAAGCGUCUUACAACCGACGUCAAAUGGGACAGCUGUUAAUUUAGCAGGGAAUAAUGGUGGCAAAAAUUUCAGCAAGCACAAUGGCACUGUUAACAUGUCUUCCUUCUCUUUCAAUUGGAGAAAAUCAAAUAAAUAUCAGCUUCAUGAUCAAAAUGAGAGAGAGACUAACUCUAAACAUAAUUGUAAUGACAAAUUAAUUGAUUCUGAGAAGUAUUCUCAGUCUCAAGGAGCAUUGAGUAAUGAUAUGCUCAGGGUGGGUUUGAAUAAUACUGCUUCAAUUGGGUCAAAAACAGCAAAGCAAAACAAUAUGUUUGUAUCGUCUACUGAGGAAUCAAACCCAAAGUCUUUGCCUGGACUGUCUAGUUCAGCAAAAUUCGCCAAAGGUGCCCUGUCAGGAAGGACCUCAUAUUCUGGACUCAGUGCUCCAAAAUCACACUUAAAUGGAUUUUAUGGUAAUCGGGCAAUGGUAGGUUUGCAGAGACCUAGGGCAAAUUCUAAUGCCUCAAGGACAAGUUCAGGAGAAAGCCUUGUACACUCUACAGACAAUAGCAAGUCUUCUUCCUGUGAAAAAAUGGUAAGAUCACAAAGUUUUUCACAUUCCAUUCAGAAUGCUUUCCUUCCCGCUGCAUCGUUAACCAGGUCACAUUCCUUUAAUAAAGCUGUGGAUCUUACAAGGCCUUAUCAUAGUCAAAAUCUAGCUGCUAGGACAUCUCAGAGGUCAACUCUGUGGUCAAGAAAUGCAAGACAGUUGGAUGUACCCAAUGGAAAUGAAUCUGUGAAGUAUGGAUUUACAAGGCCAUACUCUAGUAUAUCAUCUCCUUGCACAAAGAAGUCCUCGCUGUCGAAUGGAUCUGGGUCAGCUCCUUCUUUUGGAUACAGAUUAAGUCGGCCUUCUCUGUUGAAGCCUACUGGCCAGCGGUUUGCUGGAAAUAUUAUUGUGGAUGGUGGCAAAAGUACAACUUCUGACACGUAUAUAUUGGAGAACUCUGAAAUAUCAACAAAUAUAAAUAGAACAAUUGAGAAAAAUAGCAUUGUAGAGAGUAAUGCUCAAAGAACAGAAUCUGUUGAAGGCCUUCGUGAAAGCAUGGGAAAACAUGGAUCAAAUGUCAUGUGCAUGAGCGAUGAUGGAGAUGAAAUAUCUAUAUCUUCUUUGUCGUCCUCUGAAAAAAACGACUUGAGUGAAGACUUCAGUGAUGAUUUCAUAGAUUUAGAAGAUCCAAAUAAAACAAUACAAGCACAGCAGAAGGAGAGCUGCAUUCAAGAGUUAGAGCACGGGAGCAUAACAUCAGUAGAGCCGUUUGCUUCUCUCAAGGAAAGUGGAGGAUCUUGCUGUAAUGCUGAUGACUGGCUUGAUAUAAAUGUGUCUGCAAUGGAUGACAACAGUGAAAGCACAAAGCACACUGCCGAGAGCGCGAUUUCUCCAGAUAUGAAUUACAGAGCUGGGUCCUCUUUUGAGCUUUCUCCAUCUGAUAGCUCUGAUGGCACAUAUAUGUGGGAUGAAGAGGGACUGGAACCUAUUGGAAGUGUCCAUCCAUGUGGAAGUUACGAGUCAUCUGAAAUGAACAGCAUAGUAUGUAUUUGUGUAUAGCCUGAAUAUUUGUAGUUUUCUAUUAAGUCUCUUGCUGAACUAUAUUUAAAAAAUAGAAUUAAUGUUAUUUCUUCUUACUUGAUAACUGUUUCUUCUUUCCCCCGUAGUUGACAGAUUUCUGAAACUGUUCUGUUAAGGAAUUCCUGAUUCUAGACAGAUGGCCUUGAAACAGACUGUUUACAUACAUGUCUUCCUCAUUCCCAAGUUGUAACAAAAUAGAUCAAUCCUCAUGCAUUUUCGUGGUAGCACUCACCAUUUACAGAAGGAAUUUCUUUAUUCUUGUAAUGCUAAAUAUCCUUUACCAGUCUUGAAAUGUAAGAGUGAAAAAGCAAGAUAAUAGCAAAUAUCUGUCUUCCGUUGCCUUGUUUCUAGGCUGUAUCUGAACAUGAUCCUUUUGAACACAAAUUUAUUUUCAUUUGUCAGUUUGUUCUUACAUAGUAUCUUUGAAGUAGGUACCUGGCUGUAUUUCGUCAGGUGGGCUGGACUAUUUGUAUGUCUGGAAUACAUAAGAGGAACAACUGUUUUUUUUUUUUUUUUCCUAAACAUUGCUGAUCUGAAUCAAACAUCCAUCCAUCUAGAGUGGAUGGAGAAUAGUAGCACUCCUCCAGCUGAAGUAAGCUAGCCAACCUCUGGAUCCUGGCAGCUUUGAUGAAAAUAUUGUUUGUUCUUCAUCCCUUUUUCACAGAAACAAUAUUCAUAUUUACUUAUCUGAGUUGUUUAAUUAAGACUGUUCAGAUUUUAUUAACAUUACACUAAUAUUUUGAAACUUCUAACAAUAUCCAUGUAUAAUUGAUUGGUUUUUCAUGCUUCUGAAGUUUUAGGAGUGUUAGGUAUUAUGUCACCUGUGCCAGUAUCAGCACUGUGGAAGCACUGUGGUACUAAUUCAGGCUUUGAUUUCUUAUUUUACUGGGGUUGGCUAUGCUAGCCCUCAAGUCUGAACAGCAUAGAAUUGGCCUGUAACUAGGGCGUGCUAUCUAAUUAUAUUGUUAGGUAGAACUACAUACAAAUUUCUGGUGUAUUUUCAGCCCCUUAUGGUAGGGUUUAUUUUCUGUCUUAAAUUAUGGUCCUGGGAUGUGGUGCAUAAAGAAAGUUUAGAAAUAGUUACUAACUUCUCUUGGUAAUUACGACUGGCUUGAAAAAGCACUGAGAUUUUCCUAGCGUGAACUUUGUAGCUUAUGGACAUUUACAGGAAAAAGUUUAGUGUAAAAACAAAUGCCCAUCUCCCUGACACACACAUGAAUGCACCUGGAGAAGUUCUUGAACUUUCUUCUUGGUGAAUUUUAAAUACAGAUAUUUGUGAUACACGCAGUGGAAUUUAUAUAACAAUUAAGUUAUAAUUCCCACUUGCUUUUGGAUUAUGGAAUUUGUUUGGUGGUCUGCAUAUAUUAAUUCAGGCAAACGUAUGAACUGAUGGUCAGUCAUAGAUGGUCUGUUGGGUUAAUAGAAGCUGUUGUAAGUCUCGUACAGCUGAGAUACAUUAGAUGCUUUUGAUAUUUUUUCAAUAUUUUAUUGAAGGAUAAUCUUAUUUGAUUUAAAAUGGAUUAUGAAACAGUAAUUGAAAUCUGGCUUGAAAGAGACAGAUGGAUUUUAACUGCUUUGCUUAAAAUUUAUUUGCUCUUGGUGUGAAAUCCACAUCUCAGUAGAAUGAAUCUGUUUUGUCACUUACUGAUGUGACUAGAGUUUCAGCCACAGAGUCUAAGAUGGUUGUUUUUUUCUUUUUUUAAAUAUCUCAUGUUUGUGGGAGUUUUUUGUUUUGCUUUCCCUUUGUGAUUGAAUCUUUGUUAUAGAAUGUUCCUUUCCUGGGUUUCAGAAUUAGUUUGAGAGUGUGCAGAAUGGUUUAUGACCCUAGGGGCAUGGCUAGUCUGGGAAAUAUGCUUUUUAAACUUGCAUAUUUCUUACAGAAAAUAAGCUUGCAGGAAUAACACUGUGUAAUAUUCAACCUGUGGUACUCACUGUUUUCUUACAGUUAUCUUAGUUGCAAGUAAUUGAGCAUUGCUUUAUGUUUUUUAAUAAUUCACUUCUCUACAUGACGUGGAUAAUCUUUUAAAUUGACUUUUCUUUUUCUGUUGUACAUUCUCUCCAGUGGGUUAAUGCCAAAUCCGUAGUUCUUGUUCUGUGGGAAGGUGGACUUGUAACAAAGUAAUCCAAAAUUUCCAGCUCUAAUAGAAAUACAACUGCAAGUAAGAUUAAGAUAAUGUACAGCUAUGGAAUAAAAAGAUUUUUUGGAUAAAUGUAAGGAUUCCUUAUAAAGUAGUAUUUUGUUGUCUUUGAUAAGGUGUCACCCCUUAAACUUUACCAUGUGAGAUAAACAUCACUUACCCAGUG
This is a messenger RNA of Meleagris gallopavo (turkey), 4049 nucleotides long. The record is from RefSeq and is a predicted model, not a curated record. NCBI's taxonomy places the organism in Eukaryota, Metazoa, Chordata, Aves, Galliformes, Phasianidae.